GCCAUCUUGGAUCCUCCAUCCCGGAGCGGGCGGCGCUGAGCCGUGGAGUGGGGGCGGGGGCUGCAGGCUGCCGGAGCCGGCCCGCGGGGCUCCUGACACCCGGCUCGGAAGGCGCAGGGGAGCCCGGGCCCGCCGGGCGGCGGAGCGGGUGGGGAAGGCCCGGCAUGCGAGCGGAGGCCCGGUGAAGCGGGGCUGGGGGGAGAAGGGAGGGGGAAGCGCUUCGGAGCGGGCCUGCCUGGCUGCCAAGUGCUCGGAGCUGGCUGCGGAGCGGCGGCUUGUUUUCCUGGCCGGGCUCUGCAGCGCCCCGCUGCCUUCUCCGGGCCGCUCCCUCGCCCCCCUCAGCCCGCUGCGCUCUGCAAGGAUCCCCCCGCCCUCCCCCUCUCUGCGCGCUGGGCUCCUAAGCUGGCUGUAGGAUGAGCCCGGAGGACUCCCCGGGGGAGACGCUGCUCCAUCGCCAGGCUGGAAUAUAGCUCGGAAGUGGGGUGGCGGCGGUGGAAAUAAGCAGCCCCCCCACCCCUUCCCUUUGAUGGUGGCCCUUCGUAACCACUGUCUCGCAGCAGAGUGACAAGCGUUCUUGGGGGGGGGGGGGGUCGGCUUUUGUUGGGGGAGGGGGUGUUUUGUUUUGCUGUCGCAAGUAGCCAGUGGCUCCGGCACAAGCGAAUUAAAAUGUCCACUAGAACUCCCUUGCCUACGGUGAAUGAACGCGACACCGAGAAUGAUGUCGUCUCUUCACUGGGGGAAGGCUUUUGCGAAAAGCACACCUCUCAUGGAGAAGGACGUCAAGAAGUUUCCUCACGAACUGGGCGCUCUGGAGCUCGCUGUAGAAAUUCUAUAGCUUCCUGUGCAGAUGAGCAACCUCAUAUUGGAAAUUACAGACUUCUUAAAACGAUUGGAAAGGGGAAUUUUGCAAAAGUAAAGUUGGCUAGGCACAUCCUUACUGGCAGAGAGGUUGCAAUAAAAAUAAUUGACAAAACACAAUUGAACCCAACUAGUCUUCAAAAGCUUUUCAGAGAAGUAAGAAUAAUGAAGAUUUUAAAUCAUCCAAAUAUAGUGAAAUUAUUUGAAGUAAUUGAAACUGAAAAAACUCUCUACUUAAUCAUGGAGUAUGCAAGUGGGGGUGAAGUAUUUGACUAUCUGGUUGCACAUGGAAGAAUGAAGGAAAAGGAAGCAAGAGCUAAAUUUAGACAGAUAGUAUCUGCAGUGCAGUACUGCCAUCAAAAACAUAUUGUUCAUAGAGAUCUCAAGGCUGAAAAUCUAUUGCUAGAUGCAGAUAUGAACAUUAAAAUAGCAGACUUUGGUUUUAGCAAUGAGUUUACAGUUGGAAAUAAACUGGAUACAUUUUGUGGCAGCCCACCAUACGCUGCUCCAGAGCUCUUCCAAGGCAAGAAAUAUGAUGGACCUGAAGUAGAUGUUUGGAGUUUAGGUGUUAUUCUUUACACUCUUGUUAGUGGAUCUCUUCCUUUUGAUGGACAGAACUUAAAGGAACUGAGAGAAAGAGUACUAAGGGGAAAAUACAGGAUCCCUUUCUACAUGUCAACAGACUGUGAAAACCUCCUCAAACGUUUUCUGGUGCUAAACCCAACUAAAAGAGGCACUCUAGAGCAAAUCAUGAAGGACCGGUGGAUCAAUGCGGGGCAUGAAGAUGAUGAGCUAAAACCUUUUGUUGAACCAGAGCUAGACAUCUCAGACCAGAAGAGAAUAGAUAUUAUGGUUGGAAUGGGAUACUCUCAAGAAGAAAUUCAAGAAUCCCUUAGUAAAAUGAAGUAUGAUGAAAUUACAGCUACAUACUUAUUGUUAGGGAGAAAAUCAUCAGAGUUGGAUGCUAGUGAUUCAAGCUCCAGCAGCAAUCUUUCCCUUGCUAAAGUUAGGCCAAGUAGUGAUCUCAACAACAGCACUGGACAAUCGCCUCAUCACAAAGUGCAGAGAAGCAUAUCUUCCAGCCAAAAACAGCGACGGUACAGUGAUCAUGCUGGACCAUCUAUCCCUCCAGUAGUGGCGUAUCCAAAAAGAAGCCAGACUAGCACUACAGACAGUGACCUGAAAGAAGAUGGAAUUCAGACACGGAAAUCUAGCAGUAGUGCUGCUGGGGGAAGAGGAAUUGCUCCAGCUAGCCCUAUGCUUGGAAAUGCUAACAAUCCAAAUAAGGCUGAUAUUCCUGAACGUAAGAAAAGUUCUGCUGUCCCCAGUAAUAAUACUGCACCUGGGGCAAUGACACGCCGCAAUACAUACGUUUGUAGCGAGAGAACCACUGCAGAUAGACAUUCAGUAAUCCAAAAUGGCAAGGAGAACAGCACUGUUUCUGAUCAAAGAACUCCUGUUGCUUCAACUCAUAGCAUUAGCAGUGCAACUACACCUGAUCGCAUUCGUUUCCCAAGAGGAACUGCCAGUCGUAGCACUUUCCAUGGUCAACUCAGAGAGCGACGUACUGCUACAUACAAUGGACCACCUGCCUCACCCAGUCUAUCCCAUGAAGCAACACCACUUUCACAGACUCGGAGCAGGGGCUCCACUAAUCUUUUUAGUAAAUUAACUUCAAAACUAACAAGAAGAAACAUGUCAUUCAGGUUUAUCAAAAGGCUCCCGACUGAAUAUGAGAGGAACGGGAGAUAUGAGGGCUCAAGUCGCAAUGUAGCUGUGGAUCAGAAGGAUGAAAACAAGGAAGCCAAGCCCCGCUCACUGAGAUUUACUUGGAGCAUGAAAACUACCAGUUCCAUGGAUCCUAACGAUAUGAUGAGGGAAAUUCGUAAAGUCCUGGAUGCCAAUAAUUGUGACUAUGAACAAAGAGAGCGUUUCUUGCUUUUCUGUGUCCAUGGCGAGGGACAUGCGGAAAAUCUUGUACAGUGGGAGAUGGAGGUGUGUAAACUGCCAAGACUGUCACUGAAUGGAGUCCGCUUUAAGCGGAUAUCGGGAACAUCCAUAGCUUUUAAAAACAUUGCUUCCAAAAUUGCCAAUGAAUUAAAGCUGUAAGAAAAAGUAAUUAAGUUGUAAAUUAAGUAGCAAUUUCAAGUGUUUUUGAGAACACCGAUGGAAAUGUAUAGAAUAAUAUUUAGGCAAUAAUUUCUGCAUCUUUUGAAUCAUGAUAUUAAAAAAAAAAUUGAAACAAGCUGCUGAGCUGGGAGGGAGAGUUGGACUUUUUUUUAUAAGUGCACUACAGCAUUAAAGUUGCCUACUAUGUAAAA
This is a messenger RNA of Chelonia mydas (Green sea turtle), 3179 nucleotides long. RefSeq names its product microtubule affinity regulating kinase 3 (gene MARK3). Gene Ontology annotation, biological process: protein phosphorylation; intracellular signal transduction. Gene Ontology annotation, cellular component: cytoplasm; plasma membrane. The transcript is spliced from 19 exons. Gene Ontology annotation, molecular function: ATP binding; protein serine/threonine kinase activity. The coding region runs from base 667 to 2967 and encodes 766 amino acids. The record is from RefSeq and is a predicted model, not a curated record. Lineage: Eukaryota; Metazoa; Chordata; Testudines; Cheloniidae.